AUCUACAAAUCCCUUCGCCCAAAGACACACCCUUCUACAGUCCUAUUCUGUUCGACCCAAAACAACAUCCAAGAAUCAUCAGAAACCAGUUCCCAAAAUGGUGGAAGAAACGGAGAAAUCAACCCAACCGGAGGAACCUGAGAAUUCCUCAUUAUCAUCAGCCACGGGACUCAAGGAAGGAGGAGAUGCCGCAGACGGGCUGGAGGAAGGUGAGAUCGAGGGAGAGUCCAACGAGAUGCCCAAUCCCGACAAGGGAUUGGCGGCAAAGCAUCCAUUAGAGAACUCUUGGACCUUCUGGUUCGAUAACCCCUCCGCUAAGUCCAAACAGGCUGCUUGGGGAAGCAAUAUGCGCCCCGUCUAUACUUUCUCCACUGUUGAAGAUUUUUGGAGUGUGUACAACAACAUUCACCAUCCCAGCAAGUUGGCAAAUGGAGCAGAUUUCUAUUGUUUCAAGCAUAAAAUUGAACCAAAAUGGGAGGAUCCAAUCUGUGCUAAUGGAGGAAAAUGGACAUUAACGUUUCAGAAGGCAAAAUCGGACACUCCCUGGCUGUAUACGUUAUUGGCAAUGAUUGGAGAACAAUUUGACCAUGGAGAUGAAAUUUGUGGAGCUGUUGUCAAUGUCCGAGCUAGGCAGGACAAAAUAUCUCUGUGGACCAAGAAUGCUGCUAAUGAAUCAGCUCAGGUAAGUAUUGGGAAACAAUGGAAGGAACUUCUGGACUACAAAGAAUCAUCUGGCUUCAUAUUCCAUGACGAUGCCAAGAAACUUGAUAGGGGCGCAAAGAAUCGGUACACAGUAUGAGUCUGACUUUUGAAAUCAAGUGAAUGUUGUCUGGGUAUUGCCCUGGGAAAUGUUCUUCUGAGUAUUUAUUUACACUGCAUCUUAUGUUAGUUGUUUAGUAGGAUUGCUUGGAGCUCUGUUUUUUUGUUCUUGUUUUGUUUUUGGUUGGUGGAAAUUAUAUAUUUACUUUAAAGUGUUGCUUUUUAAGUGUUCCUAUUUGGUCCUUUGGAAUGAAUUGCAAUGCUUAUU
Cuscuta campestris is the source of this 1027-nucleotide messenger RNA. Lineage: Eukaryota; Viridiplantae; Streptophyta; Magnoliopsida; Solanales; Convolvulaceae. The record is from the annotation of a GenBank genome assembly.